Molecule: messenger RNA, 573 nt
Organism: Ostertagia ostertagi
Lineage: Eukaryota; Metazoa; Nematoda; Chromadorea; Rhabditida; Trichostrongylidae
Source: the annotation of a GenBank genome assembly
AUGCGUGGUGAAGGCGCGUUUUCUGAGGUUGUUGCUGACUUGAGGAGGUGUGAAAUGCGUAAAGUACGUCAGAAUGCUGUCUAUCAAUCUCUUGUAAUGGGAUUGUUUUGGUCGUCGGGGAAGCUCAUUGUUCUCUUUGCCGCUUUGUGUUACGUUUUUACCGGCAACGAACUCACUGCGGAAAGGAUUUUUGUCGCUACUGCCCUUUACAACGCAUGCUGUUUGCCAGUCACUCUGUUCCUUCCGUUUUCGUUGCAGUUCUUUUUUGAAGUUCGGGUAUCCGUCAGACGUAUUCAGAUGUAUUUGCGGCCAUUUGAGAAACAAAGUCGUAUUCUUGUGACACAUCAGAUUCAGUUCUUACAUCAUGCUACAAAAGUUUUGCUGAUGAAAAAUGGAGAUGUUGUUGCUGUUGGUACUCUUGACGAACUCAAGAACAACUUCACAGAACAGUUUGAAGCGCUCAUACAGGAAACGGGAAGAUCGUAUGCUAAACGAUCUCCUACGGAGGGUGCCCCAAUAGGCAGUCCACGUCGCGCGCUCUCGCGGAUGUCGGAAGGUGAUCGCGGAGGUUAG